Messenger RNA from Etheostoma cragini (Arkansas darter), 1520 nucleotides. RefSeq names its product translocase of outer mitochondrial membrane 34 (gene tomm34). The record is from RefSeq and is a predicted model, not a curated record. Lineage: Eukaryota; Metazoa; Chordata; Actinopteri; Perciformes; Percidae. Gene Ontology annotation, cellular component: cytosol; mitochondrion. The coding region runs from base 246 to 1193 and encodes 315 amino acids. The transcript has 8 exons. Gene Ontology annotation, molecular function: heat shock protein binding.
GCGAGGUCCUUGGUACCGCACAAAUCCCCGCAAAGGCAAAGGAAAGUUGCGUUGGAGAACAUAUGUAUUUUUAACUUCCACAGAGUAAUGCCAGUGUUAACAACGUACGCAACGGGUAACGUUACAUAUAGUUUCAGGUAGUCUCCAGUCGUUUCGACCAAGUCAUCUGGUGUCGUGAAAAGGGGCUUCCUCGCUGUGUUGAACUCUCUCAGAACCGGCAGCCGGUAACAGAUACAGAAGUGAAGAUGCCUCAAAAACAGAGGUCCAAGACCUGGACGGAGUUGAAACAAGCUGGAAAUGAAUGUUUCAAGGCAGGCCAGUAUGGAGAGGCCACCAAUACUUACAGCCAGGCAAUCAAAGAGCUGGAGAAGUCCAAUAAAAAGGAACCCGAGGAUUUGGGCAUUUUGUACUCGAACCGUGCAGCCAGCUACCUGAAAGACGGCAAUUGUGCGGAGUGUGUUAAAGACUGCAAUAUGUCUCUGGAGUUGUUCCCAUUCAAUGUGAAGUCCCUGCUCCGUCGUGCCUCUGCCUAUGAAGCUCUGGAGCGCUACAGGCACGCUUACGUAGACUACAAGACUGCUCUGCAGAUCGACUGCAACAUAGCUGCUGCGCAUGACGGCACCAACAGGAUGACGAAGGCUCUCACCGAGGCCGACGGCCUGUCCUGGAGAGAAAAGCUUCCUCCCAUCCCCACCGUGCCGCUGUCUGUCAGAGAGAAACUAGCCCAGAAAACCCCACCCAACGGUGCCCCACCCAACGGUGCCCAGCCCAACCCUACACCCAAACAGAACGUCAACAGACAAGUGAACAAACCUAUUCCCAGUGAUAAAGACACCAAGAAAGCCCAAGCCCUGAAAGAAGAAGGCAACGCCCUGGUGAAGAAAGGAGAGUACAAGAAGGCCAUCGAGAAGUACAGCCAGAGCCUGAAACACAACCCGGCCGAGAUCACGACCUACACCAACCGGGCGCUGUGUUACCUGUCAGUGAAGCAGUACAGAGACGCGGUCCGAGACUGUGACGAGGCCCUGCUGAUGGACCGCAGCAACAUCAAGGCUCUCUACAGGAGGGCCCAGGCCCACCUGGGGCUCAAGGACAUCAAGGCCUGCGAGGACAACCUGAACAGCCUGCUCAAAGUGGAACCCAAUAACUCGGCGGGCCUGAAGAUGCUGCAGGAGGUGCAGAAGAAGAAAUGACCACACACCAGGGAUCUGUCACGGCGCUGCGUACGGAAAGAAGAGGAAGAGGAAGAGGAUGUUUGGAUGAAGAGUCAGGAGACAGAGACGUGAUUCAGCCGCUUCAGGUCAAGGACUUGACCUGCGUUUCCCAAAAGUUUCAUUCAAAGGUCUUCUGGAAAACGCAGCUCUGGUUGAUGGACCAGGAAGAAGCCUUGGCAGUGUUUGUCUUCUACCAGUUCUAGUGUCACUGAGUAUUUAUGGUUAUUUAUGAGAGCUGAAAUUGACACGUCAUAAUUCGAACUGAGAAUAAGCCUUUACCAUCCUCGUGUGUAUGAGUUCAGCAGG